CGGUUCGCCACAAAUUUCAUCAUGCUGGACAACGUGCAGCACUUGUACCUGCCGCUGUGAACGUGUUUGACAGACAAGGACUGGAAGGAUAGCAUCUUGUUUCCCGGGCAGCGGUAUUUGUUUGCUGUUGCGACAGAGACCAUCCUCGACAAUGAUUUUUGGGCAGGAGUCGAGAAGGUGCAGAAGUAGUCUGAGAAACUACUUCAACUCUUGAAGUUGAGCGAAGGAGUUGGAGCGACGAUGAGCAAGAUCUACGGCGGCAUGGAUGCGGCUGUGGAGAGCUUACGCAGCGAGGAGUGUUUCACAGAAAUGGAGAAGAAAGAGCUCGAGGAGAUCAUAAUGUUGAGGUGGAACACUAUGACUUCUCCACUGCAUUGUGCAGCAAUGUUCCUUGAUCUUGAGUUCAGGAACUCGAGCUUGGAAAAGGACCCUGAGGUGAUGGAUGAUUUUUGGACGUGGGUGUACUCUUGGGCGAAACCAACGGAGUACAAGGAGUUGGACGAGGAGGUGAAUUGCUGGAUUGAAGGGACAGGCAAGUUCAGAAGCGAGAGGGCACUUGCAGAGGCGGACGGCGGCCAACCAGCCAGAUGGUGGAGAGAGUGGUGCACUGAGUUGCCGAACUUGCAACGCCAGGCAAUCCGUUUGCUUGGACAGGGGUCGUCUGCUUCCGGUUGUGAGCGGAAUUGGAGUCUUUUCGAAAGGAUUCACUCCAAACCGCACAACAGCCUUGUCGUCGCACAAUUGAGCACAUUGGUAUACAAUAGAUGGAACCAGCAUCUGUUGGACAAGCUUGAGAAGAAGCCGGUUGAAAAGGAAGACCCGAAGAAGAAGCCUUGGAGGGAUGGGGUCGGGGGCUUGACAGCAGAGCAAUUGUGCGAGGACGCAAAGAAGAGGGUGCAGGAGUGGAGAGCCAAGCUGCGUGGCGACAGGGAGGAAGCGGAGGAUUGUGAGGAUGAAGACGACGACGACGAUGAUGGCGCCCGUGAUAACGUGGCCAAGGCAAGCUCCAUUGCACGCCAGCGGGCCACCUGAAGCUUGCUUGAGCUCCAAAGGGAGCUGAACAAGGAGCUACCUUCAUGGAGGAAGGCCAUACGGCCUUCCAAGUACCUCGCCCGCUUGCAUUUGCAGG
Messenger RNA from Chara braunii, 1129 nucleotides. The record is from the annotation of a GenBank genome assembly. NCBI's taxonomy places the organism in Eukaryota, Viridiplantae, Streptophyta, Charophyceae, Charales, Characeae.